AUGGUUUUUUGGGACAGUCCCGAGAGCGCGGACGAGGACGCGCGACGACCGCGCGCGCGGUGCGACGGCGAGGACAUCAACCGACGCGCGACGGCGACGACGCGCGCGCGCGCGUGGUUGCGAGACGCGCUCGAGCGAGGGACGACGGCGACGGCGCGCGCGACGGCGACGAAGGAGACGUUAGUUCUGGACGACGCCGCGCGCGAAGCGCGCGAGGGAGCGACGAGCGAGGAGGAAUCGAGGCACCUGCGUCGACACGUGGACGCGCUGACGAGGGAGUGCGCGGACGCCGUCGCCAGGGCGAACGCGAGCGAGAUCGCGAGGGAACGAUUUGAACAACUGCGGCGCGAAAAUGCGGCGUUGAAAAACGCGGACGCGCUGUGCAAGAAGGCGGAGACGCGAGCGAAGGCGGCGGAGGCGAGGGCGAACGCGGCGCGGGACGCGAUGGUGAGCGCGAAGCUUCGUCACGAGGCGGCGCUCAAGAAGGCGUACGAGGAAAAGGAUGGCGUCGUGGAGCGCAUGCGGAUAGACAUCGAGAUGUUGCGAUCGGAACUCGCGUGCGUGGAGGCCAAGGUGUCGACGCUGGAGGAUCAAAACGCGGAGAUGGAGGAGGAUUUGAACGAAUACCGCGAAGAAACGGCGCACUUGGACGAAAUCAUCGCGCAGGCGGAGAGCGAGAUGGUGAGAAUGCUCGAGGAGAAACGCGCGAUCGAGCGUGAACUCGCGGCAAAGAGUGCGAUGAACAUCAAGUCGCUCAUCAUGAGUCCUUUCUCGCCGUCAUCCAGUUCGCCGCUCGGCACGCCGCGUCUCGCCGCCGCCAUGCGUUGGUUCGACACCGCCGUCGUCUCGCCAAUGCGUUCGCCGUUCGCGGACAUCACGAACGCCGAUGACGCCGACAACGACACCAUGGGUACGAAAACACCGACCGCGCGUAAAUCUCGCCUCGGACCGGGGAUGAGUCCUUUACCCAAGACGCCCGGCGCCGUCGUCGAGGAUUCGGCGGAGGACGUCGAGCAAUACGAGAGCGACGACGAAAGCGUCGGCGUCGAGACUGUUCGAGAACGAACGUGCGAAGUCAAACGUUGGCGAUUGGUUCUUUCCAAAGUUCCCGAAUCGAGACUUUACGGCAGACGUUGGAGCGACGUCGGCGUGCGCUUGCGCGUCGUCGGCGCGGUGUCGCUGUGCAACCUCGCGUCGGCGGCGUCGACGUAG
Messenger RNA from Ostreococcus lucimarinus CCE9901, 1212 nucleotides. RefSeq lists its product with no specific name. The record is from RefSeq and is a predicted model, not a curated record. The transcript has a single exon. The coding region runs from base 1 to 1212 and encodes 403 amino acids. Lineage: Eukaryota; Viridiplantae; Chlorophyta; Mamiellophyceae; Mamiellales; Bathycoccaceae.